This is a messenger RNA of Magallana angulata, 1258 nucleotides long. Its product is annotated as tRNA (guanine-N(7)-)-methyltransferase non-catalytic subunit wdr4-like. Gene Ontology annotation, cellular component: cytosol; nucleus; tRNA methyltransferase complex. The coding region runs from base 32 to 1237 and encodes 401 amino acids. Gene Ontology annotation, biological process: RNA (guanine-N7)-methylation. NCBI's taxonomy places the organism in Eukaryota, Metazoa, Mollusca, Bivalvia, Ostreida, Ostreidae. The record is from RefSeq and is a predicted model, not a curated record. Gene Ontology annotation, molecular function: tRNA (guanine(46)-N7)-methyltransferase activity; protein binding. The transcript has 10 exons.
UUUAUUGAUAUAAGCAAUGUUUUGGUGAAGCAUGGCCUCUCUCGUGUGCAGUGAAACCGGUGUAGUUUGUAUUAGUGGAACUACGCUUGCAAUAAUUUCUAUACGUGAUGGUGCAUUAGAGAGACAAGACAUUGAUAUUGAAGAAAAAAGAUUAUCCUCAUUGAAAGAGAAUGCACAUGAGGACAAUGGGAAAGUGACAAAGUCUGCCACAGAUAUUACCAGUAAGGAUGGACAGAAUCGGAUUUUAGCCUGUAAAUUUUCUCCAUCAUGGAGGUACUUCGCUGCCUGUGACGAUGCCAAGAGGCUGUAUCUGUUCCAGUGUGGAGAGCGAUGGGAACUGGUUAGCAACAGGGCUAUUUCCAGGAGGUGCACGGUUUUGACGUUUACCAAAGAUGAACAGGAUGUCUUAGUGGCAGACAAGUGGGGGGAUGUUUUCAGAUUCUCUGUGACUGACCCCCAGAAAGAGGGACUACUUUUACUGGGGCACCUUUCCAUGUUGCUGGAUAUUCUGACAACAAAGGGAGACAAAUAUGUAGUGACAACAGAUAGGGACAACAAAAUAAGGAUCAGUGAAUACCCAAAUUCAUACAACAUCCACACAUACUGUCUACACCACACAGAAUAUGUGUCAAGCGUUGUGUACAAUGAAGACCCAGAGAUCCUCCUGUCUGGUAGUGGGGAUGGAACUAUUGUGAUUUGGGAUCUCAAUGGUAAAGUGGUUUCACAGACAACAUGCUCUGAAGGAGAGGAAACUCUACCCAUCAAGAAGUUGGAAUGGGAGAAGGAUCUGAAACUGCUCUCUGUGAUUUUCUUUAACUCUCCUGUGGUACAGUUAUACACGCUGGCCGCUGAUUCCAUGAGUCUCUGUCGACUGCGUGACAUUGAGCUGACCAGUCCUGUAUGGGACGCGUGCUUCGACAGGAACGGGCAGCUGUGGUUACUACAGAAACAGGAGGGGGACACCCUACAGGUGUACACCUGUCAGAAAACAGACUCAGGUGUGAUAAAGGUGGGACGGAUAGACCCCGAACUUCCCUGCUCCGAGAACAAGGUUCUAGAGGUGUUCAAUAAAGACUGGACAUUUUUCUCAGUUUCCGAGAGUGCUCCGGAUUUAUCAUUAGAAUACAAGAAGAAGGAAACUCCGGACAACUACUCCAUAUACCUCCAGAAGAAACAGGACCGCAUCAAGCAGACCCAGCCAGCGGAACCACAGGCCAAGAAAGUCAAAACCACGUAACAAAUUGUCAAACCAUAGGCC